Messenger RNA from Diospyros lotus (date-plum), 2485 nucleotides. RefSeq names its product serine/threonine-protein kinase PBL27. The record is from RefSeq and is a predicted model, not a curated record. The coding region runs from base 335 to 1870 and encodes 511 amino acids. Gene Ontology annotation, biological process: protein phosphorylation. Lineage: Eukaryota; Viridiplantae; Streptophyta; Magnoliopsida; Ericales; Ebenaceae. Gene Ontology annotation, molecular function: protein kinase activity; ATP binding. The transcript is spliced from 5 exons.
CCUUGUUUCUUUGCGUUCUCUUCUCUCUUCAACCAUUAGUUUCUUCGAUUUGGUGAUCUGCUUUUUCACACAAAGGAGAGUUGAUCUUUGUUCUAGAGGGAAUUGGGGGUCACUAUUAAGCGGCUAAUGGCUGAAAAUUUUUGCGAGAGGAUUCUAGAGAGAGAUAGUGGAGAGAGAAAGGAGUGAUUGAUUGGAUUUUCUGGAGGCGGGUUUGUGAGGCGAUGGCGAUGGCGAUGGCGAUGAUGAAAGGCGACUAUUGAAGGAUUGAAGUGUAUGUUUGUGUAGAUAUAAAUAUUCAGGGCCAAGGGUUUUUCUUGAUUUGGGGGGAUUUGAUAUGGGUGGGUGUUUUCCAUGCUUUGGAUCAUCAAACAAGGACAGUAAUGGCGUGAAAGAAGUGGCGAAGAAGGACUCUGUGAAGGAACCUUCAACUGCUCCGUCUCAUCAUGUCACUAGAGUUAGCUCAGACAAAUCCAAGUCCCGUGGAGGUUCUGAUUCUAAGAAGGAUCCAAGAAAAGAUUUAUCAGUUCGGAAAGAUGGAACAACAGCACAUAUCGCUGCACAGACCUUUACAUUUCGUGAGCUUGCUACUGCAACAAAGAACUUUAAGCCGGAGUGUCUUCUAGGUGAAGGUGGGUUUGGACGUGUUUACAAGGGGCUGUUGGAAAGCACAGGACAGGUAGUUGCAGUGAAACAGCUCGAUCGCAAUGGCUUACAAGGAAAUAGAGAAUUUUUGGUUGAGGUUCUCAUGCUAAGUCUCUUGCACCAUCCGAACCUUGUCAAUUUGAUAGGUUAUUGUGCAGAUGGAGAUCAACGGCUCCUGGUUUAUGAGUUUAUGCCAUUGGGAUCUUUAGAGGACCAUUUACACGAUCUUCCGCCUGAUAAAGAGCCUUUGGACUGGAACACAAGGAUGAAGAUUGCAGCAGGUGCAGCAAAGGGCCUGGAGUAUUUGCAUGACAAGGCAAACCCUCCAGUCAUAUACAGAGACUUAAAAUCAUCAAACAUCCUUUUGGAUGAGGGUUAUCAUCCCAAGUUAUCAGAUUUUGGGCUUGCAAAACUUGGUCCUGUUGGUGAUAAAACACAUGUUUCCACCCGGGUUAUGGGAACAUAUGGUUACUGUGCUCCUGAAUAUGCUAUGACUGGCCAGCUCACACUCAAGUCUGAUGUUUAUAGUUUUGGAGUUGUCUUUCUUGAGAUCAUUACAGGACGCAAGGCUAUUGACAACACCAGGGCAACAGGGGAGCAUAAUCUUGUUGCAUGGGCAAGACCACUUUUCAAGGAUCGAAGGAAGUUCCCCAAAAUGGCUGAUCCACUGUUACAAGGUCGUUACCCAAUGCGAGGACUUUACCAAGCACUUGCUGUUGCAGCCAUGUGUCUGCAAGAACAAGCUGCUACAAGGCCUUUAAUAGGGGAUGUAGUAACUGCCUUAACAUAUUUAGCGUCCCAAACUUAUGAUCCUAAUGGACCAACUGCUCAAAGUAAUAGAGUUGGUCCAUCUACUCCUAGGCACAAGGAUGAGAGAAGGGGCAUGGGUGAUGGGCUAGAUAGUCCAGGCCAUCAUGGCUCGCCUUCCACCCAUAGGAAUUCUCCUGAUUUCAGGAAGAGAGAGUCUGCAAGGGAAUUGAGUACGGGUUCAGAGUUGAGAAGGAUUGAAACUGGGGGUGGCUCUGGGAGGAAAUGGGCCGUGGAUGAACUGGAACGCCAGGAAUCUCAAAGAAGCAGCCCUGCUAGUGUUGGAAGGGCUAGAGAAACACCAAGGAAUCGAGAUCUAGAUAGAGAACGUGCAGUGGCUGAGGCAAAAGUAUGGGGUGAGAAUUGGAGAGAGAAGAAAAGAGCAAAUGCAGUGGGCAGUUUUGAUGGUACAAAUGAUUAAAUUGCAUCGGAUUUGGAGCCCUGGACAUGUUACUCCAGUCUCGAGAAGAAAAGAAGUUGAUUGUACGAUUCUGAGGAUCAUCCCGAGAAUAUGCAGAGCUGUCAUCAUCCUUUACUGCCAUGGUGUCCAUAUUUGGCACGGGAAUAACGAUUAUGUCCAACUUUUCGACUGUUGUUGGUUGUCCUGUUAUCGUUAUUGUAGUUCAGUACGGAAACUGAAUGCUCCAAUUAUGUGGUAAAGGGUAGGAGACGCAGUUAAGAAAAGGAGGAAAUUAAUGGGGGUUGGUGUUUGUAAUUUUGGGCAUAUUUACUGGUAAGACCACUGCAGAACGUUAUAUGCUACGAGUUAAUUUAUGUAUUUAGGGUUUUUCUUUUUCUUUUCCUUUAGUUUUUUGGGUUCAAGUUCAUGAUGAAACGGGAGAGAAGCUUGGGAGAUGUUUUCGUUUUGACAGGUAUAUUGUAUGUAGUGGUUGUGUGGGAAUUUAGUGGGUUUGUCUUGGGUGUCUCAAAUGUUUCGUUCCGAUACCAUUUGUUUACUCUACAUCUGUAGAAACGUUGAGAUGAUCAUGUUUUUGGGUUUUUAUAUACGAAGAUGGUCCAUCGCCAUGCCAUUCUU